AUGAAAUACCUCGCAUCUCUUGUUUCUGUUCUAGCCGUCACCGAAGGAAGCCCAGUCAAGCAUGCAUACCCGCAAGGUAUUGACGUAUCUGAUUAUCAACCUAACAUCAACUGGACGACUGUGGCCAACAAUGGUAUUGUAUUUGUGUACAUCAAGGCUACGGAAGGAACAUCCUAUAUCUCCCCAUCAUUCAGCUCUCAAUACACUGGGGCGACAAAUGCUGGACUGAUUCGUGGUGGAUACCACUUUGCCUAUCCAGACAAAUCUAGUGCCGCGACGCAAGCUAACUAUUUCCUUGCCCAUGGCGGGGGUUGGUCCGCUGACGGGAUUACCCUACCUGGUGCACUUGAUAUUGAAUGUGAGCAUAUUUUUACACCUGCUAUGGGUCUGACUGCUUCCGAGAUGAUUACCUGGAUUAAGGAUUUCUCCAACACGUACCACGCUGCCACCAGCCGCUGCACUGGAAAUAGCGCCUCCUUCGCCAGCGACAAUCCGCUUUGGAUCGCAGACUGGUCUUCAACUCUCAGAACUCUCCCUGCCAGAUGGGCGUACGCUUCAUUCUGGCAGUAUGCUGACUCUGGUCCAAACCCCGGUGAUGCUGACCUCUGGAACGGUGACAUGAGCGGUCUUCAGAGACGAGUAACCUGUUAUCGCUUCCACGUUCAGUUUCUCACCUGA
This is a messenger RNA of Pisolithus orientalis, 678 nucleotides long. RefSeq names its product glycoside hydrolase family 25 protein. Lineage: Eukaryota; Fungi; Basidiomycota; Agaricomycetes; Boletales; Pisolithaceae. The record is from RefSeq and is a predicted model, not a curated record. Gene Ontology annotation, molecular function: lysozyme activity. The transcript is spliced from 5 exons. The coding region runs from base 1 to 678 and encodes 225 amino acids. Gene Ontology annotation, biological process: peptidoglycan catabolic process; carbohydrate catabolic process; cell wall macromolecule catabolic process.